This is a messenger RNA of Rhineura floridana, 945 nucleotides long. Its product is annotated as olfactory receptor 5AR1-like. NCBI's taxonomy places the organism in Eukaryota, Metazoa, Chordata, Lepidosauria, Squamata, Rhineuridae. The transcript is spliced from 2 exons. Gene Ontology annotation, biological process: sensory perception of smell; G protein-coupled receptor signaling pathway. Gene Ontology annotation, cellular component: membrane. Gene Ontology annotation, molecular function: G protein-coupled receptor activity; odorant binding; olfactory receptor activity. Bases 1 to 945 code for a protein of 314 amino acids. The record is from RefSeq and is a predicted model, not a curated record.
AUGUCUCAUCUUAUAAAAAAUCAUACCAGUGUGACAGAAUUCAUUUUUGUGGGAUUCAUGGAUCACCCUGAGCUACAGAUCCCCCUCUUUGUCUUGUUCCUUGGUAUUUACAUUGUCACCCUGGUGGGGAAUCUUGGGGUGAUUAUUUUAAUCCAGAUUGAUGCCCGACUUCAGACUCCCAUGUAUUUCUUUCUCUCUAACCUGUCUCUUGUAGAUGCUGGUUAUUCAUCAGUCAUUGCUCCUAGGAUGCUCAUGACAUUUGUAUCUGACAACAGAGCCAUUCCCUUCAUUGACUGUGCUGUGCAAUUUUAUUUUUUCUGUAUCUUUGUGACAAAUGAAUGUUGCCUUUUGGGUGUGAUGGCUUAUGACCGCUUUGUAGCUAUUUGUAAUCCAUUGCUUUAUCACACUGCAAUGUCCAAGAAGCUUUGUGUCUUGCUUGUCAUUGUAUCCUAUAUAACUGGUUUUGUGAAUUCCACUACACAGACCAUUUUCAUAUUUAGUUUGUCUUUCUGUGGCUCCAAUGUAAUUAACCAUUUCUUCUGUGAUAUCUCUCCAAUUCUGAAACUGUCCUGUUCUGACAUCCACAACACAGACAUUGUUCACUUUACUUUGUCCUCAAUAGUUGUCAUGAGUACUAUCUUGAUUGUCCUGGUGUCCUAUGUUUACAUCAUCACCACUAUCUUAAAGAUCCGAUCUGCUGAGGGGAGGCGCAAAGCCUUCUCUACCUGUGCUUCCCAUCUGACAGCUGUCACCAUGUUCUAUGGGACUCUGAUCUUUAUGUAUUUGCGGCCUACCUCAGGUUACACAAUGGACCAAGACAAAACCAUCUCAGUGUUCUACACACUUGUGAUCCCUAUGCUGAACCCCUUGAUUUAUAGUUUAAGGAACAAGGAAGUGAAGGAAGCUGUUAAAAGGGCUAUUGGCAGAAAGUUCUUUGCUCACUGA